This is a messenger RNA of Paramormyrops kingsleyae, 2207 nucleotides long. Its product is annotated as transmembrane protein 158-like. NCBI's taxonomy places the organism in Eukaryota, Metazoa, Chordata, Actinopteri, Osteoglossiformes, Mormyridae. The record is from RefSeq and is a predicted model, not a curated record.
CUCAAGAGUCUGCUAAUUGUACCCUUAGCUGUAGGUAACUGUACCUUUUAAGGUACAGAAAUGGACUCUGAGGAACAUUUCUGUACCAUUGAUGGUACAUUAAUGCUGUUUGUACCUUUGGGAUGUCCCAUUUCUGUCAAUUUCUGUAACUUUAAAGGUACAAUUAAAAGGGUACAGCCCCAGUGACAAGCAGAGGUACAAAUGUUUACCUUUUUUCUGAGAGUGUAUACGCUAACUGAAUUUGUAUUCAUUUCAAACACAGAGGACUAGAUGAUUAUUUAGAUGCCUCGGGUUAGGAAGAGCCGGACAUGCAGGGAUUCAUUUCUGCAAAGACAGACACAUGGGCAUCAGCUUGGAUAUUUGCCCGAGAGAUGGACACCACCAGGUGGCUGGCGUCAGUCUCAUAACAUUCGGCUGAGCGCAGAGCUCCGGCAGGGAGGCAGUUAAAUCCGGGCGAGAUCUGGAAAAUUAUCGAAAAGGCAUGUCUGAGAGUUGUACGUCUGACGUUUGCAUUUUAGUUGAACGAGACUGGGCACGCAAAUCCUGAACUCCCAUGAGCCGGGGAGCGAGGCGCCGGGGGCUGAUGGGAUCGCCGGGGGCGCAUCUCGCACGUCAUGCCGCCGCAAGCCUCGCACCCUGUGCCAUGCUGACCGGCGCCCCGAGGCUGCUGCUGCUACUGCUGACCCUGACAGCCACUGCCCUGAUCUCCCAGCGGUCCCACGCCUGGAGCGACGAGGACACCUUAUUGACUCCGAUCAACUCCACCGAAAGCCUCCUGGAGAGCCUCCAGGUGGACGUUAGAUUCUCUAAGAGGUCCGUCCACGAAAGCGCACCAUCCACCGGGGCUUCGCCCCAGCCUCUGUGCAAUGUUAGCGUGCAAAGGCUCCGGCCCACGUCCCUCAUUGCACGCUGGGACAGGCGCGUCGGCUUCCAAUGCGACGUGCACAUCCAUACCACGAACCGCGGCAGGGCUUUCUUCUGCGCCGCUUUCAGCUGGGUCGCCUCACCUGUCGUUAUCGAGCACCUGGCCAUUUCAGGCGGACAGCAGGAGUUCCGCCUGUGCGUCGGAUGCGGCCUCUCCCGUAACAGGAGGCUUGGGCAAGGCAGAUCGCAUACGGGGGACCCGCUUGGCUUUUGCUGCGUUGACUUUGCCUUGGACGAGCUCAAUAGGGAUAACAGCUGGAGGCUGAACCGCAAACCCAUCGAGUCUACACUGGUGGCCUGUUUCAUGACACUGGUGAUUAUUGUGUGGAGCGUUGCUGCCCUCAUAUGGCCGGUGCCCAUCAUUGCAGGAUUCCUGCCUAAUGGGAUGGAGCAGCGGAGACCGAGAUAAGAUUUCAUUUCAAUCAAUACUAUUACUAUAUAUAGUAAAUAUUAUUAUAUAUAGACAAGUAAUUGUCGACUUAUAGACAUGUAGUUAAAAGGUACAGUGUUUUAUGUGCGAUACUCCUAAAACAGCGCAAAUUCCAGUCUUUCAGUUCUCUUAGUUGUUACCAGUAUGCUGCUUAGUUUGCCGGUUUAAGAACAUUUUGAUUUAAAAAUACAUAUAUAUUCGAAAUGUUUUAGACCGUUUGUUGUUCCACUGUUUUAUUUAUAAGGUCACGUGCCUUGCUGAAAAUCAAAGUAAUGGGUAAGAAAACGCAACAAUAGGUAUAUAUGUAUAUCCAGCAAAAGCAGCUUCUGUGUUUCUACUGUUCAACAAAAAGCCACGUCAGUCUAACUCAAAACAUUUUUUGAUUUAUGUUGCUCUCAUGUGUAACCAUCAACUGAAUAAAUCUCACGCAGUUUUUUAGCCACGUUUGAGUCGCCUUGUGUUUAUUUUCUUAUUUUACAUAUAGUUUUGACUGUUUCGUAGUUUGGAUACUCAUUCCGUUUUAUGGUGAAUACAGUUUCUUUUGGAUUCAUCUUGUGCAUUGUCAGGUUGAUACAAUAACAUUUAAGGACAUUAGCCCUUUUUGACUUUUACAAUGCGUUGUAUAUCUGAGCAAAUGUAUACGGGUAUAGCUAAAUGAUUUUAAAAAUAAAUGAUAGAUGGAUAGAAAUAUCAGUGUGGAGAAACCAGGUUAUAAUUGUAAAAAAUGUAAUAUGCCCAUCGAUUUCCAGGGUUUUGCGUCAGAAAGAUUCCAUUAGUAGGCUAUGUGUGGUUAAUCAUAUUUGAUGAGCCCUCAUUUCCGAAAUCGAAAUCAUAAUUCGUCUUAUUUGUUCCU